Molecule: messenger RNA, 598 nt
Organism: Helianthus annuus (common sunflower)
Lineage: Eukaryota; Viridiplantae; Streptophyta; Magnoliopsida; Asterales; Asteraceae
Exons: 2
Coding region: 161-472 (103 amino acids)
Source: RefSeq, a predicted model, not a curated record
AUGCAUAUGUUUUAUACAUCGAUCUCACUCUUUCUCUCUCUGUCUCUCUCUAUAUACCAACAUCCACUUAUAUACAUUAUAGACACACGUAGUGUGCAAACUCAGAUUUGAUCAAACAACUGUGUUGUGUGUGUUAGAAAGAGACUCUUGAAAUUCUUUAAUGGCAGGAGAAUCUUCAUCAAAUCUAAGCAUAAUUGUUCACAGGAAUCCUUCUGAAUCUCAUCUUUCUGAACUCGGUAUCAAAUCUUGGCCCAAGUGGGGAUGCUCACCAGGAAAGUACCAGUUGAAGUUUGAUGCACAAGAAACAUGUUAUCUACUAAAGGGGAAAGUGAAAGUGUACCUGAAAAACUCGUCGGAGAUGAUAUCGGAAUUUGGGGCCGGGGACCUUGUCAUCUUGCCAAAGGGUCUGAGUUGCACUUGGGAUGUCUCAGUUGCCGUCGAUAAACACUACAAGUUUGAAUCAUCAUCUUAAUUCUCAUCAUGGAUUUUUAAUUAUAUCCUUAAUUUUUAUGUUUAUUAUAGUUUAAUUCUUAGAUGUAUGUAUUCCUUUUUUUGUGUUUUUAUCACUAAGAUUCAAUUAUGAUUAACUUACACAAAA